This is a messenger RNA of Salvelinus fontinalis (brook trout), 4649 nucleotides long. RefSeq names its product MAP7 domain-containing protein 2-like. The record is from RefSeq and is a predicted model, not a curated record. NCBI's taxonomy places the organism in Eukaryota, Metazoa, Chordata, Actinopteri, Salmoniformes, Salmonidae. Gene Ontology annotation, cellular component: microtubule cytoskeleton. Gene Ontology annotation, biological process: microtubule cytoskeleton organization. The transcript is spliced from 17 exons. The coding region runs from base 431 to 3277 and encodes 948 amino acids.
AUGCAGAGCCGGCAGGCGAGGUACUGACGCGCUGUCGAAUAUUCGCACAUCUCUAUCCAGCUCUACUCCCUGAACUGGAGCGCAUCAUUUUCUCCCCUCCUUCCCAACAGUUAUCCAAGGAUACCUAGCCACGAUCACUUUUGACCUUCAAACUAGUCCACUAAACAGAAGCCUAUUGCCUCAUUCAAUAACUGCAUUCAUCCGAAUAUCCUACUGCUCUCCUGAUCGCCUGUGCACCGUUCCGGGGGAGCGCACAUAUUGCAGGCAGUGGGAAACAGAUACAUCCCUCGAUAGCGCAGCAUAUGUUCUCAUGCGCCUGAAGGUAGAAGCUGGCGAUGCGGUUUCCCUCGGCUUGAUUUGGAGCCUUUUGCUGCGGGGUGUUUGACAUUGCACCCAUACAUUUGGGGGUGGUCCGCUAGUGACUACGACGAUGGCGGAGAAGGCAGUCAAUACAGCGUCCAGCGCCUUGACAGCCGAAGGAUUGACUCCACCGUCAGUUGCGGCGAAGAGACCCCAAAGCAACAGCCAUGGCUCCCCAGCCCGUGUUGUACUUCAUCCAGGGAGCCCAGCUGUGAAAAACAACGAGGUGCUGAGCCCAGCCUUGGUCAUAGAGAAGAAGCCCCAGCUCAAUGGGCUCCCCUCCCCUUUACGUCUGCCAGGCAACAACACUAACAAUCAUGCAGGUAAACAGUAUGUGGAAGGCUAUCUGAGGACAGAUGACAGGAUGCGUUUAGCCAAAGAGAGACGUGAGGAAAGAGAUAAAGGUUUAGCGGUACGAGAGCAGGCGAUCAUGGAGAAGGAGCGGCGGGCUCAGCUGCAGUAUGAGCGUACCGUGGAGGAGCGCUGGAGGAAGCUGGAGGAACAGAGACAGAAGGAGGAGCUCCGCAGAGCUGCUGUGGAUGAGAAGAGGAGACAGAGGCUGGAGGAGGAAAAGGAGCGACUGGACGCUCUGAUGAAACGCUCCCUGGAACGCAGCCUGCAGCUAGAGCAGAGGCCCAAACGCUGGACAUGGGGCGGAGCUGGAGGACCACAGGGUGACUGUGAGAAUGCCCCUCUCCCCGCCUCCACCUUUCCCCAUGAACUCGCCGCCCCCUUUCCUGCUGCCAGCGAAUCCGCUCCCUGCAGCCCCCACAGGUCACCCUAUCGGGGCUCGCCAAGCCGGGCUAAUCGACGGAGGCUCCAGGGCUCUCCAGAGGAGUCAGCAGGGGGGUCUAUCUCCACCCCUCAAACCCCCAAGAAGGAGAGGUUGCGCAGAGAGAGAAGGACUGGCUCCCCGGCGACAGGCUCCCCUGUGAGAAGAGCAGAAUCCCCAGCCAUGUUCACCAGACGCUCAGCCUCCCCCGCCACCCCCAAGUUGCUGAGCUGUACCCAGUCUCCCUGCACUGUGCGCCAGUACCACUCUUCUCCCAUCAGGUACAGACCCACCACCCCGGUUACCAACGGCAACAAGAAGGAGGACGGACAAGUUGAAGAAGCCAAAGGGCACAACAACAUCAGUGACAGAAAUGUCUCCAAGCCAGAGACCCCUGUGAAAAAGAUGUCUGAUAUUCAGAGCCCUGAGAAGUCUUCUCAUGCCUACACCGCUGAAAAAAAACUGUCCAACACUGAGACCCCAGAAAAGAGAUUCCCAAAAACUGAGACACCCAGUAAUAACUUAAAAGGUGAGAUUUCUGAAAAGAAGGACAACCCUGAUAAGAAGAGUCCUAUGGCUGAGACUGCUGAUAGGAAAGCAUCCAAAAUAGACACUCCAGACAAGAAGAUGCCAAAGUCCACUUGCAGCGACCUGAAUGCAGAUAAGAGCACAGAGCCAUCGUCAGUGACGCCAACAGGAAAAGGAAUUGCUGGAACGACAAGCGCAGAGGAAGCAUCUAGACUGCUAGCGGAGCGUAGGCGUCUGGCCAGGGUGCAGAAGGAACUGGAGGAGAAACAACAUCGUGAGCAGGAGGAGGAUGAGCGUCUGAAGGCGGAGCAGCUGAGGAGGAGACAGGCAGAGGAGCGGGCACGGCAGGAGGAGGAGGCUCGACGGGCUGAGGAGGAGAGGAGCAGACAGGAGGAUCUCCGUAGGACGAGAGAGGAAGAGGAGAAACUGCAGAGGGAGGGCCGGGAUAAGGAGCUACAGGUCCAGAUGGACAGAGAGAAGGAGGAGGCCGAGUUACAGGCACAGAAGGAUGCGGAGCAUCAGCGUCAGGAGAGAGAGAUACUGAAGCUACAACAAGAAGAGGAGAGACAUCUGCGGAAGAAGAGAAUUGAGGAGAUAAUGAAGAGAACCAGGAAGAGUGAUGAGAACCAGGCUGAGAUGAAGCAGAAUGAGGAAGGGCAGGUGGAUACUCUGCCUCAGCCUGUCUCACCACCAGGUGUAAUGCAAAUGAACUCAAAGAUGAAGAUUGAAACUAAUGCUCAGGUGAAUGUGCAAGAAAACCCAAAGGUUGAGUCUCAGGUUAAUGGACAGGUCACUAUCCAUGUCAACAAGCAGGACAGUGCCAUGGUGAAGGGACAAGCCACCUACCAGGUAAUCCCACUGAAGAAUGAUCUGCAAAAGGGACAGGACGCUAAACAAAUAAAUAAACAACAGACAGCCCAAGUGAAUGGACAGGGUGCAGCCCAGGUUCUCAAGCAAGAGAGUGUCUUUGUGAAGGAACGGGUCGCUUCCAAAGUGAACCAGCAAGAGAGUGCACAGGUGAAUGCAAAGACCAUUGACCAAAUUAAUCGUCUGGAUAAUACAAAGAGACCCGAUGCUCCCCAAGCGGGCAAACAGGAGAGUGUCCAACUGAAUGUACAGGUGAAGAAACCGGAGGAAACCCAGGUGAGCAGCCAAGCCACUGCUCAGCUCAAAAUCCAGAAGAGUACCCAAGUAAACGUGAAGUUGACCACACAGACAAUCGGACAAGAGGUGCAGCCCAAGAAACCGUCCAUGGCGUCCCUACCGGUGGGCCGACCCCCACCUCCACUCAUCAACCUGGAGCCAUUGGUUGUGAAAAGCAGCGGGGUGUAUGACGAAGUGCAGUCCAUGGAGGUCAGCCCAGUUUCCAAGGAGGAGCUCGUCUCCAUCCCAGAGUACUCCCCAGUCAAUGAGGUCCAGCACAACGGCAUGAGUAAUGCCCGAGCCCUGGAAGAUCUGCUGGACCUGACGGGCCAUGUGGCCUACCCCAAACUCUCCCCCAUUGGAAGCCUAGGAGACUGCAACAAGAACCUGAUUGAGGGGCUCUGUAGCCCCGGUGCCGAUUCCAAGCUCAUCCAAUCUCAUCCUCCACCCUCACACAAGUUCAACUACCAGUAGUCCGGUACAUAAAAAUUCAUGUGAGGAUGAGAAUGUGAAUUAGUGAGAAUGAGAAUUAGUUUUUGAUCCUCCUUGUUGGUCUCCAACCUUGAAUGUCCAUUAACCUUCAACCUCCUACAAUACAUCUGUCUUUAUAGCCUUGGACACGGAGCAUAAGUGACAAUAAUAUUCAUAGAUUUACUGUACUUGUCAGAUAAUACCUUGAUGAUAGUCAUAGCUAUCUGUGUCAUGUCAUGUAUUGCAUAGAGCCGUUGUUAGUGUCUGAAACGUGUGUGUGUGUCUGAAACGUGUGUGUGUGUAUAGGACUGUCUCAAUGAAACAAAGUGCCCAUGAAGCAAUUUACUUUUGACUAUCUGUGAUGAUAUAUAGCAGUUAGCUAAGAAAGUUCAAUCUAAUUUAAAAACAAAAGCUCUUAUUCUGUAGUUGAGUAGAAACACAGACUGGUGAUUGCCUCUCUUCUCUUUAAAUAAUUGUUAUAGUGAAAGACCCCACAUACCCAUGUAGAGAAUCAUAUCAGUAAGUUGCCUUUGCUACUGCAGUAUUGUUCCUCUUACGACAGAAGUAUUGUUCCUUUAAUGAUUGAAAGAUUAAUGUUGGUCUGUAUCCACCCACUGUAGUUUAGUAUGUACUGAUCUUUCAAUUAGAUUGUUCCACUGAAAAGUCCAGUUUUGUCUGGCUGUGGAUGCCUCAGGCUAGCUUGUAUCUCCCUGGACAUAAUUCACUCCCAAGGGACUCAAGCUUGUUGUCACAAUGUAUGUAUCCAACCUGCUGUGCGAUUGGGAUUGUAGCAUGUGUGCCAUAAUACUUGAACCCAGGUCAAACAGUAGGCCCUACUGCAACUCAAAAGUCAACAUAAAGAAGCUGUACAGAAACAUUCCUCAGUAUAAUCCAGAUUGUCACUAACCCAUGCAUUGCAGGUUUUGUUCUCUCUUUCCUCCUCGAUCAACAAAGUACGGAGCUGUGCCUGAUCCCUCAAAAGUCUGAAACCAGUGAGCUGGUAUCAUUUGAAUGUUAAAUGGCUUGCAAGAUGGAAUCCAGUUGGCUGUGUUGUCAAAAUUAAGUACUUUUGGUGUGUAUAUGCACAGAUGUGAGUGGUCAGUCACUGGUUCCACUUUGACUGUAUUGUGUUUUGAGAAAUAAUGCACCAAAAGAUGGCAAGAUUUUUACUUGAAGACUAAGCAACCAGGGAUGUAGAAAAUCAGUUUUAAAGAGAAAAAAUGUUAUUAACAGUUCAAACCUACUGUGUCUGUCGUAUCUCUAACUAAAGCAGCAUUGCAAGGAAUAAUAAAAUGUGACUAUUGUAGACAUUGUGCAUGGGUCAUUAGCAUGAUAUGAUAAAUAUCAGUACUAUUAAUAAACCUUAAAACAAUAA